GUUGUUGUGUUACUCGCUCGCAACGGCGAGCGAAACAACUACUCUUGACCCGAAUUUGCUCUGAGCAUCAGUCGCGGUGCUCGAAACCGGCGAGAUCUGGUCCGGGUGGGGGCCGUCGAUCGGCACCCGGACUUCCGAAGACUCUCGACAGGGCCGGCGCAGGUGCGCGGGGUUGAUCUCGGGACGGCUGCGGGAAUCCCAGCGGGCAGGACGUGCGGCCGCCAGCUCGGAGGGAUUUCCCUGGCCGGCGUGGCGGGGAGUCGAGAGAGCGGCCGUCCGCGCCGAGCGAUGGCCGCGCACAACCAGACGCGAGAGUAGCAUGCUGGCUCUGUCGUCGGACGGAGCCAACCCUUUGGCCGGACUGUGCCGCGUGUGCGCCGCCGCCGACGAACCCGUCGCCAGCAUCUUCGGCCACGACGGCGUCCGUCAACAGUUGCGGCAAAAGAUCCAGGUCUGCCUCAGGAUAAUUGUCGACGAGACUGAUCUCUUGCCAAACACGCUGUGCGGCCCUUGCGCGGCCAGACUGGACAUCAGCUACGAGCUGGUGCAGAAAUGCAGCAGGGGGCAACGCGAGCUGCGGAGGAGACUCGAGGCGGCCGGCGUCGCCACACUGGAACUGAAAACGGGGAGCAAAGACUGUGAAGACUCUGACAGCAAUUCGUCCCUGGGUCCUACUUAUGCCACCCUGGAGCCAGUGGACCCCGAGGGAAUGGAGGCAAUGGACUGCAGUGCCAGUUCGUCUGGUUGGAGUGGCAAUCUGAGCGUACUAGUCGAAGCGGUGGAGCGGCAGUCGCGGUUGGAGCCGCUGCCCUCGGCAAGUCGCGCGACCAAGGAGCUGGUCUGCGAGUUCUGCAACAAGGUUUUCCACCACACGGGCGACCUCAACAAGCACCGCCGACACCACACUAAAGAGAAGCCGUACCACUGCGAGCAGUGCGACAAGAGUUUCUCGCAUGUCAGCAAUUUGCUGAGACACUCGAAAAUCCACUCGGGCGAACGGCCCUUCAAGUGCGAUUCGUGCCAAAGAAGUUUCAGCCGCAGCGACAAACUCAUGAGUCACACGGCCAGUUGCUCCCGACGCAAGUCGCAUUGACCACUGGAAAAUUGAAAAAAAGUGUGCAUUAAUAUUUGUGUGCUGCUCUUGUGUUUGGAAAAUCGGAAUUCUUGAAGGAAUUUCCAAUCCACUCAAUUUAUUACUAUUAUAAAAUCAUUUUUUAUUAAGCAGGCUGGUAUAAUUUAUUAGCCGUUGGUGUUUUCAUACCAAAAUUUUGAUUUUUUAAUUUUGAAAACCUUCAAAUAUUAUUAUUUUGGUGAAAAUUUUAAUGUUUCGUUAGUGGAUUUUAACUUCCCUGAAUUAUUCCUCAUGUCUUACAAUUAAAUGUGGACAAAGAUUUUUUUGUACUAAUUGUAAGUACCAAAAAAUACAGAAUUGUGAGAUUUGACUCAAUAAUAAUUACCUCAUUUGAUGCUGGUUUUCAAUAAAUUCAAAUAAUAUGUGGCUCAUCAAAAAAGAAAAAUUUGAUAUACGCAAAUGACCAAUAGGUUGAAACAUAUAAUUAAUAUUGUGCAUAAUUCCGUAGUCAAUGAAACAAGCUGUGAACCUUGACAUUAGUUUUUAACAAAUGCAUUGGAGCUUCCUAUGUAGCGGUUUUGAUCUGAUGUAAGUAAAUAAGAAGUAUUUUAGCUCAAAGCUGUAAAUUAUAUUUGUGUUAAAAUAAACCGAUGCUUUUGUUUUCAUAAAGCAAGAA
Molecule: messenger RNA, 1748 nt
Organism: Neocloeon triangulifer
Lineage: Eukaryota; Metazoa; Arthropoda; Insecta; Ephemeroptera; Baetidae
Product: zinc finger protein 514-like
Exons: 4
Coding region: 320-1093 (257 amino acids)
Biological process (GO): regulation of transcription by RNA polymerase II
Cellular component (GO): nucleus
Molecular function (GO): RNA polymerase II cis-regulatory region sequence-specific DNA binding; zinc ion binding; DNA-binding transcription factor activity, RNA polymerase II-specific
Source: RefSeq, a predicted model, not a curated record